AUGGAGCUCUCGAGUCCCACAGACCCCGAGAGUUUGCCAACAGAGCUAUCAAGCCAACAAAAACUCUCAGAUCUCUUCACCAUCAUGUGUGCUGGCGCAGCCCUCAUCUCGGACGGAUACCAGAACAACUUGAUGACCAUGUCCAACGUCCUGUUCAGGAAAGAGUAUCCCGAUGAAUACAAUUCGACUGUCAGCACUCGCGUGUCCAAUGCUCUGUUGGUCGGUGAGGUUAUUGGUCAGGUUGUCAUCGGUCUCACCUGCGACUACAUGGGCCGCAAGACAGCUAUCGUGGCCACGACGCUCUGCAUCGUCCUUGGCGGCAUCUUGGCCUGUGCAUCCAAUGGAAGCACCGUCUCAGGCAUGUUCUGGAUGAUGACAGUCGCCCGUGGUAUUGUUGGUUUCGGUACAGGCGGCGAGUAUCCUGCUAGCAGUGUCUCUGCCUCUGAAUCAGCCAACGAGCGUGCCCUCAACCGCCGCGGUCCCAUCUUCAUCCUCGUCACCAACCUGCCUCUGUCAUUCGGUGGGCCGUUUGCUGUUUCAGUCUUCAUGAUUGUACUCUCAGCUGCCGGUACCGGCCACCUCAAUGUCGUGUGGCGCGUGUGUUUCGGCAUUGGUAUCCUCCUGCCUCUGACUGUCUUCUACUUCCGAAUUCGCAUGCUCAACUCGAAGCUGUACCGUCGCGGCGCCAUCAAGAAGCAUGUACCAUAUAAGUUGGUCCUGAGUUACUACUGGAAGACUCUUAUCGGAACGUGUGGCGCCUGGUUCCUCUACGACUUUGUCACCUUCCCCAACGGCGUUUUCUCCGGAACUAUUCUGGCCUCCGUGGUGCCCACUGGGGGUAACACUCUGCUUCAUACGGCUGAGUGGCAGCUGUUGCUUGGUGCACUUGCGCUGCCUGGUGUUUUCCUGGGUGCUUAUAUGUGUGACCGCGUUGGCCGGAAGUACACAAUGAUGAUCGGCUUUGCUGGUUAUCUCGUCUUUGGACUCAUCAUCGGCUGCGCCUACGACAAGAUCAUCAAGAUUGUGCCUCUUUUCGUCAUCUUUUACGGUCUCAUGCAGAGCUCCGGCAACAUGGGUCCUGGUGAUAUGCUUGGUCUUCUCUCAUCUGAGAGUUACGCCACCAGUGUCCGUGGAACUUGCUACGGCAUCAGCGCUGCCUUGGGCAAGACUGGAGCCGCUAUCGGAACCCAGGCCUUCACUCCGAUUCAGACCAACCUCGGAAAGAAAUGGACCUUUAUCAUUGCUGCCAUCUGCGGUGUCGUUGGUAUCCUGGUCACCUACUUCUUUGUGCCUGAUGUCACCGGCGAGGAUCUGUCCAAGAACGACGAGAGGUUCCGCGCAUACCUCGUCGCGAACGGUUGGGAUGGAGAGAUGGGCGAGGAUGAUCUGCAGGGGCUUGCUGAUGAUGUCCAGCUGCCCAGUGGAGUCGAUGAUGCGAGUAAUGAGAAGGUUGCGAAGUCUGAGUCCAAGUAG
Messenger RNA from Ilyonectria robusta, 1473 nucleotides. RefSeq names its product major facilitator superfamily domain-containing protein. The coding region runs from base 1 to 1473 and encodes 490 amino acids. Gene Ontology annotation, cellular component: plasma membrane. The record is from RefSeq and is a predicted model, not a curated record. The transcript has a single exon. Gene Ontology annotation, molecular function: carboxylic acid transmembrane transporter activity. Gene Ontology annotation, biological process: transmembrane transport; carboxylic acid transport. Lineage: Eukaryota; Fungi; Ascomycota; Sordariomycetes; Hypocreales; Nectriaceae.